Molecule: messenger RNA, 2616 nt
Organism: Gigantopelta aegis
Lineage: Eukaryota; Metazoa; Mollusca; Gastropoda; Neomphalida; Peltospiridae
Exons: 9
Coding region: 125-2365 (746 amino acids)
Source: RefSeq, a predicted model, not a curated record
AGUUUACACAGCAAGCUUCUACAGACGACAGAAACUCCGUACCGGACAAAACGCCAUGAAUCAAUACGCCUAUUGACAGCUGUCGACCAAUACCAGACUCAAACGAAAACUGAACCUGGCCAAAAUGGCCAAGGCCAGUGCUUCGUGUCCUGCUAUCAAUGAAAUGCACCUGGAAAGCACCAGCGACUUGUGUUCCACUGACACUGCUUCACCCCAGUCGGAUAACGAGUGCGAGUCAGAUGAUGGUGUUCUGUCUGGUGUUAGUCGCAAGGAGAGAAUAUUAGCACUAAAGUCUACUCGUAGAGAUCGCAAGCGAGAGAAAGACCAGCAGAAGAAACUCCAAUCCAAUAACAUAUCGAUGGAUGACUUUUUAAGCAAGCAGAUGGAAUUCAAAAUGUGGCUCAAGGAAGAGAAAAAUAAACAGGCCAAGGAUCUUAAUUCUCCAAAGCUAAAGACUUACUUUAAAACAUUUGUCAAACACUGGAACAGGAAGAAACUCAAUCAGAAAUACUACAGAGGCACAGAAUUGGCUGACACACCACAACCAUCAGCUGUUCGCCAGCGGUUCAUCUUCACCGAUGAUUCUUGUUACAACACGGCAGUGUUUCCACGCACUAUUAAUCUCAGCAUGGAGGGACCCGACAGCAUGAGCUCACCAUUUUCUACAUUUGGAAAAUCCCCCCUAGGUCUACCCAUUACAAGUGGAAUGUCACAGAGAACACCUGUCAGCCGUGGGAAGGUUCUAUCAGUUCCUAAAGAUGACACUGACAAAGAGAAUCGUCUAGAAGACAUUGAGGAUGACACAGAAAGUGCAGUUAAUAAUAAGAAAACUGUUUCUGCCAAUUCUGACAUCACAUCACCGAGAACCGAUUCCAGUCUGUAUCAAGUAAGUGUUCUGUCAUGGACUUCCAAGGGAGAGCUGACUACCGACAGUAAGAGUCCUGUUCCCAAACCACGACGGUCAAAACCUGUUCCACCCUUACACUGCCCGAGUCUAUCUGAGCCACAGACCCUUCACAGAGAAGAGUAUGUGGCAUAUCAAGAAAUUCAGGAAUUUUCAGGUUUUUCCACAGGGAUCAGUAAACAACCGAUGCCAGUGAAUUAUACUGACCCCGGCUACAUUGACCCUGACUGCUGUGCUAGAGAUGAUACAAAAUCCAUCACAUCUGACUCAAAGUUGGGUGAACAAAACAUAAAAAUACCACAUUCUCCACCAGCAAUUUAUGCAGUGCCAGUAAAGAAGAAGAAAAUGGCUGUUACUACUGGAACAGGGAAUAGCUACAUGGGCAUAGAUGUAUCUGCUACACCACCACCUGUUCCUCCAAAGCGCAAGUCUCCCUUGGAAUGCUGGCCAUAUGCUAAUAGCUUGAUGGGCACCAAUAUUCCAGCUCCAUGCUUCUCCAUGAACAAAGCGAUCCAAAUGGAGCAAUCUAGAGAUGGUGAACUGCACAGUCUUAAAAAUAAUAUCCAAUCCUCUUACAACAAAAAUAAUGAUCAACCCUUGAAUAAUUAUAGUGUCAAGCCAGACCAUUCUGAUGUAAGGAGUGCAGAGAGUAUCAUGAACAACAGGCAGUGCGAUUCACAAACUGUAUCUUUAAAGAGCUGCCUGACCAGACCGGCACAUGUCAGCUUGGUGUCAGAAAGAACAGAAACUCCACCACCACAACUUGUCCCCAUUGCCGACAGUCUGUGUCCGAGUUCUUCUAGCAUUACACCUGCAGAUCGUAACCAUUCCAAAUUUGACAAGCAUCCCCUAUCACUCGAUAGCUGUACUGCAUUACGGUACGAGACAACAUUCUCGGCCUCCGACAUGGAAUCACCAAUAAAAACACCCUGUUCAGUCACACAGCCAAGUGUUUCAUUGACUAAGAGUUCAGAAUCCAAUCCCAGUCAUCAUCAACAUGCUACACUGUCCAUUACAGACCAUGUUUUUGAACACACAAACAUUAAUAAUGAAAGAGACGACUACAAUAGACAUCAGAACCAAACAGGUGGAAAUAAUGCCCAUUCUUAUGAAAAAAUGUCUAUAGCUACAUCUUCUGUAUCCAGCAAUUACCAUAUGUCAUCACUGACAAAAGCUGAAUGUGAUGCAAGUGAGAAACUUUCAACUGAAGUGCAGGACACUGAGAACCGUGAUGAUGUAAAAUCGCCUGUGUCAUCACAGCGGGAGAGCGAGAUGUACGAGACCGAUAUCGAUGACCUAGAUGAUGAUGGUGAUGACUGCAACGACCAUGGUUGUGGGGAUUCUAACAUGGAUCACGGCUUCAUCGAGACGGACCUGGACAAGAUAUUGGAGAAAGUCACCGAGCAGAACACAGCCUCCACUCACUGGCUGGUGAACACCGACAAAGAAACCACCGUCUGAUGGUCUAAUUACAAACCACCCUCCGAUGGUCAAAUUACAAAUAACUGGCUUAAAAAACCAGAAACUAAUAACUGGUGCAGUACAAUAGCACCUCACCAGUUACCCUGCUGGACCAACAGAAACUGUCCUUCAAGAAAGAAUGCAACUGGUGUGGUUAACUAUAUUUGGGACGUCUAUCACAAAUGCUGAAUCUGUAUAUGUUGUAAAUCUACAGUAGUUAAAUACUCAAUAAAAUUAGAUUUUUUCAUAUG